Messenger RNA from Numida meleagris (helmeted guineafowl), 2922 nucleotides. RefSeq names its product tumor necrosis factor ligand superfamily member 6-like. The record is from RefSeq and is a predicted model, not a curated record. NCBI's taxonomy places the organism in Eukaryota, Metazoa, Chordata, Aves, Galliformes, Numididae. The transcript has 2 exons. Bases 1096 to 1545 code for a protein of 149 amino acids.
GUCAGGCUGGACGGGGCUCUGAGCACUGAUGGAGCUGGGGGUGUCCCUGUGCACUGCAGGGAGUGGGAUCAGAUGGCCUUUAAAGGUCCCUUCCAACUCAAACAAUUCUGUGAUUCUGUGAAACACUUAACCUCAAGAGUGCAGGUAGCACAAUCAGUGGAGAAGGAACAUCCUGGUGGUUUGCUCCUGGUGAGGCCGGGAGCGAUGCAGCUGCCGUGCUUCUCUUUGAAGCAUCACGGUGACCCUGGUGUCCCAUGGUCAGCCUGGGCUUGUGGGGGCUCCCACGGGGGUUGGGUUUUGUGUGUUUGUUUUCCCCUCUUUAUCUACAAGUGUCUGAACAAGACUGGGCCGUGCUUUUGUCACACUAGGAGGUUCUGGGGCUCUGCGCUGGGAAGGAAAGGAGCAGCCAUGGUGCUGCAGCCACCUCUGCUGAGCAGGGCCCUGCGCUGCUGAGCAGAUCGGGGCUGAGGGGCUGGAGAGGGGCUCUGCUGUGGGACAGGCUCAUAGAUGGUUUGGGUUGGAAGGGACCUCACAGCCCCCAGCCCCACCCCUGCCGUGGGCUGGCUGCCCCCCAGCUCAGGCUGCCCAGGGCCCAUCCACAGCCUCGGGCACCUCCAGGGAUGGGCACCCACAGCUCUGGGCAGCAGUGCCAGUGUGGCACUGGGGUUUUCCUGCCCAUUGGGAACCCCCUGAGAGCUUAACCGUGGGAUAACAGCAGCGAGGAUUUAAGUAAGGGAUACAACAAGGAGAAUAACACAAGAGUGCGAAAGCAGCAAGCAGGAGAAAAGAUUUCUUGGCUGCACAGUAUUCAGCAACGCUGCAAAUCAACAUUGGCUGGGUGCAGACCUGAGAUGCUGGGAGGAAGCUCGGAGGUUCCCUCGUCACCAACUGCUUUGCUGCGUUCCUCGCAGGCAGCAGCGCUCUGGCUCGCAGCACGGCAUCGCUGCCAAUCACCAAGAGCUGCCGCCGCGCUGCUCCCAGACAGAAGUGGAGGGAGCUGCGGGGGGAUGCAGACAAAGCACGAAGGAGACAAUAGGGAUGGAGAUGUGAGCCGCUCCGCUAGCGGAGCCCUCCUGAGCCUCUGCGGCCGCGCUGAUGCUGCUUGGCGCAGGGCACCGGCCGCUCGUCCCCAAGGGAGGCUUUUACAGCAUUGAUUGGCUCUGCACAAAGCCCGGCUGCGAGCCGCUCCCCAGCAGCCACCCUUACCCACGUCCUCCUCCUCCUGGCCCUGAGAGCCCCCCGGCCGACCUCCCCUCGGAGCAAAUGCCACCCGUACCCAAUGAGGCAGAUCCCGAAGUGCCGCGAAUGGAUCCCAGGAUUCUCAUUUUCCUUCUCUACGUGAUGAUCCUCCACGAGCUGGUGAGCGGCUGGAUGGAGUACCAGAAGCAGAUCGCCAAGCCCAAGAAGCAGGCGGGGCCGGUCUGGUCCUCCAGCAGCACCAGCAGGCCCAGCCACUCCAGCUUCGCCAGGCCGCUGGUCCACUCGGUGCGCAGGGAGCGGUACCGGGACUGGAGGAAGCCGGGACGGAUCAUCCGGAAGGCGUGAGGACGGCCCCGAAGUGCCCGCACCCCGCGGCCUGCACGGAGCAGGGACGGCCCCGAGGUGCCCCAACCAGAAGCGGCCGCACCGGACAAGGCUUUGGGCGCCCAGCAGGCAAGCUGACUCUUCUGUCUUCCUCUUUGAGCAGACGGAGAGCAGAUUUCUUUGGGGAAGGAUGGAAUUCGCUCCUUGGUCAACCCUGAGAAGCCUUCAAAUGAGCCUCCAUUGCCUGGUGCGAGGGAAGGCGCUGGGGCCUGGUCCUCCUCAGGGCAUCCAGCACCGAAGGCGCUCGUGGCUCUGCUGGUCCCCGCUGACCUCACCCGUGGGGCUCUGUGCAGUGUUUCUGCUUUUUGUCACCGUUGCUCUGUGGUGGAAGAGGAGAAGUGCUGGGAACUGGUGCCAUUUGCUGCAAUGACCUUGUAAUUAGAUUUCUUUGCAGCCUUCCCGGCAGUGAAGCCAAAUGUAAAAGCGACUUUCUAAUAAGCAGAUAGAAGGGAAAGGAAUACACAUUGCUCUUUCGUUAGAGGCUGUGAUUUAGACGUAGAAUUAGAUUUCAGAGGCAGGAGCCAGCUCUCGUGUCCUGCACAGCAAUCGUGUGCAGAACGGGCACUGCAGGAUUCCGACACCGAGCUCCUGCAGCACGUGCUCAGGGCAGAGCUGGCUGCCUUGUUUGCUGAACGUCACGUCUGGCUCAAACACAGCCUGUUUUUCUCUCUGCCAACCGUUUACAAGCCUGACUCAGGCUUGGUGAUGCGUAAUGCAGAAGCAGAUAGGGAAGGGCCCUGGGGUGGGUUGGGCAUUCCUCAGCAAGAAGCGUCCACUGGUGCUGCCCCAGGGUGGGUAGCUCUGAGGCAGAACCUCAGCUCUUAGAGGGGACAGAGCUUUGUCCACGCAAGGUGGGGUUAGUGCUGUGUGUCCUGAGGCAGAAGCAGCCAGGGAGUCGCUUUCUGCUCAUUUCCAAGAACAAAGAUGCAGAGAUGUGCCGCAGCUCUGCGACACUGUGGCUGUUCCCUGAGGUGUCUGCUUCCUACCCCAAUAACACAGCCGCAUGCACAACGAACGGAGCAACAAGCAGCAAGAAGCUGUAGGGGGAGAAAUGUUGGGAAGCGUUUCUGGGUGGUGGGUGCUUUGCUUUGCCGGCGUUCAGGCCCCCCAGGGUUGCGGGGUGCCCCACUGCCCUCGAAGGCACUGGGAGCAGUCACUGUGCAGAGGUGCCUGCAUUCAUCCCAGGGCAGCGCAGUUCAUGGCUCCCAGCACCAGCAGGACAGACGGACCUGAAUGGAGCAGACUGAUGUCCGAACUGCUGUGCCCUGGCAAUGCUCUGCUGGUCACAUGCUGGAUUUAUCCCUGUGCGUAUCCUCCCAAUAAACUCCUUUUCAAACA